AUGGGGAAAAACGUCGACAGCAAGGCCUGUCCGGGAGAAGUGUUUUCUCUCCCAGCCCUAAACACCGAGUACACAAGCCCAUCUUGUCUGGCUGUAUGGGGCUCAUGUAUCGGCUGCUCGUCACUUUGGUACCAUACGUGUCUGGUUGUAGCUGUGCUGAACUCGGGCGCCAAGUCUCAUUUACUUGAGCCUGCUGCAUCGCGAAGCUUCCAAGCAUAA
Molecule: messenger RNA, 219 nt
Organism: Protopolystoma xenopodis
Lineage: Eukaryota; Metazoa; Platyhelminthes; Monogenea; Polystomatidea; Polystomatidae
Source: the annotation of a GenBank genome assembly